Nematolebias whitei (Rio pearlfish) is the source of this 5682-nucleotide messenger RNA. RefSeq names its product SET binding protein 1 (gene setbp1). Gene Ontology annotation, molecular function: DNA binding. The transcript is spliced from 7 exons. Bases 575 to 5122 code for a protein of 1515 amino acids. NCBI's taxonomy places the organism in Eukaryota, Metazoa, Chordata, Actinopteri, Cyprinodontiformes, Rivulidae. The record is from RefSeq and is a predicted model, not a curated record.
AGCCGGGGUUUGUGAGGAUCUGUGCGGGACCGACGCGCGCUCCGCACCGCUGCGGCUCCAUCCGCAGGGGCCUCUCUCAUCACCCGGACACAAGUUUUCCCUUCGGAUUUUCAUCUUUAUUCGUCUUUUUUUUUUUUUACCUCUACCUUGCUGCUCGGCUGCAAAACCCCAUCUCCCUCUCUUCCUCUUUCUCUCCCUCUUCUCCAAAGCAGCGUUGACGCCAUUUUUUCCCCGGGGUUUUCUGUCAGGAAAAAGCCACCGACAUCUACCGUGGCUCGGGUUGACAGCUCCCCGGGAGGCUGUCAUCCCAUCCGUCGCUUGUGUAAAGUGUGUCUCGGCUAAAUGGAUUGUAAAUGAUCGCGAUCAAAUAUUCACACGUUCGAGCUGACUGGGUGACAACAUCAGACAUGGACAGUCCCUGGCUUCACUCCGUUCCUGUGGGACAACCAGCACAACCCCAGUAGGUGACUGACACCUCCAAGCAGGCCGCCAGACUACUGCAUUCUUUUUUCUUUCUUCUAUUGGCUGGCUGCCAGAGCUUCCCCCAUCCUGAUUGGCUGUGGUGGGAGCGUGGAUGGAGCCAAGGGAUCUGGUUGGCUCAGCCCGACCCAAAGAGGCGGACCUUCAGGGUGGUAGGGCGGGGCCAAACAAGGAGCACCAAGUAGCAGCGGGAGGCGUGGCGUUGGCGCACGGUGACAAUGUGAUAAACGGCGCUGUCAGCGAGGGGGAGGGGCUAGAGGAGCAAGGGGAGGGACUUAUGGAGGAGCAGGAGUUCUCCAUCAAGGAAGCAAGUUUCCAAGAGGGAAGUCUAAAGUUGAAGAUCCAGACCACCAAGCGCACCAAGAAGCCUCCCAAGAGUCUUGAGAACUAUAUUUGCCCGCCAGAGAUCAGGAUGACAAUUAGACCUCCAACCGGAGAAGCCAAAGGCGGGCGACAAGGGCGAACAGGAGGCGGGGCAGGAGCAGGGCGGGGCUCGAAGGACGACGAGCGAGGUCCCCCCAGAAAAAGGACGUACGAGCGUCAGUUCAGAAUGCCGGAGCAGAGAGAAGGAGGCCUUCUACAGCUUCUGGGAGAUCACACUCUGCCCAAACACCAGCUUCGUAGCUCCCUUCCUUCUGCACAUUCUCUCUCGAACACACAGCCAACGCAGCAUAGCCUCACACAGAAAUUCCAACACGUAAAUACACAACAACACCAAAUCAGUCCAGAGUGGAUUUCGUCUACGGCACCUUUUUCGUCCCCGGUUCAUUCAGCAGACUCUGAGCCAGCCGGAGAUUUGCCCGGAGCAGGUAGAAGUUCUGUGCUUGAUCCAGCGCAACUCUAUUCACGAACAGCUACACCAAGUCCCUCACCUCAGAGAUCCAUGACCCCAGACUUACAGUUGCCAGUGGUUACGGAUGCCAGCAUUCUCAACCUCACCUCUCUGAGCAGGGAUAAAGGUUUGCAAGAAGUCAGUGAGCAGCUCUUUGGAAACAUCAAGAGGAAGUAUGGCAGGAAGGAAUCUCAGAAAGUGCUCUGUAAUCCCCAUGGUGCUGAUACACAUUGGGGAAAGCAGCCAGAAGGAGGAUCAGAGAGCCCAGGUAAUUCAGAAGAGAGGCAGAAGUACAGGCAAGAAGACAUAGCUGAGCAGCUCCGCGAUGACAGAGAAGAACGGCGAAAAGAAGAAAGAGCGCAAACAAAUGCUGGAAGGAGAGGAGAUGAAGAGGAGAGAGAAAUGCUCAUUCUGGCAGAGGAUGGAAAAGGAAGGAAGAAGCGGAGGAGACCUUUGUUUGAUGAAUCCUUUCCUUUGGAGGAGCAAAUGCAGCUUCAGACUCUGGAUGCUUCUGAGAAACUCCUCGGUGGACCCCCAGAACCCAAAUUAGCACACAAGACAGAGACUCACAAAAAUGAUACCCGUCUUAAAAGUCAGGCUGAUGUUAGUACAGAACGGAUUGAAAAAGUGGAAAAGGGAGAUAAGAGUGAUAAGAGGGAUAAAGGAGAGUGGGCAGACAAAGCAGAAAGAGGAGAGGCAGUUCCAAGUGGGCCUGACCAGGAGUCAGAUCAGACUGCUAACAGGGUGAAAAAGACUUCUGUGGGUCGCCCGAAGAGUGGCACAGAUAUCCUCAAACUCAGAGAGCCUAUAUACAAUCACAUCAACAAAUCUAAUCUUAACACAAUCUCUAGGGGCAGCAUCAGUCCGGUCCCCAGUCCAAAACCCAGGGCCAACCAUAGCCAAAGCCCAAGCCCUAGAUGCAGAACUGACCUGAGUCCAAGCCCCAGCAACAGCAGUAGUUCUGUAGUCUAUUCCAAACCGAUCAAACUCAAUGACAGAUGGUCCUACCUGAAAACUAAAACCCAUACCAGUCUUACAUCACCUCAGAGGGACAAUCUGUGUAGCCCCUCAACAUUAGCAGAUCCACCCUCUGCUUACCCAAUCACCCCUUCAAGUCCACUCUACACCAACAUUGACAGCCUAACUGUCCACGCUUCUAUUAAGAGGAAACGAGGACGCCCAAAGAAACAGCCACUCCUAACAGUUGAGACCAUUCAUGAGGGCACCUCCACCUCACCUCCAAGCCCACUCACAAAGGACACUUCUGCAGGACUAAACCGCAGGAGAAAGACACAUGCUCUAACAACAUUAGUGCAGAUGGCCACCAUAACGUCUAAUGACAGUUCUAACAGUUUGAAAGUAAAGCGUGGCAGAGGCCAUCCCAGGUCACUGAAUAAGACAAAGCUUGGGAAAAUGCAGAGCAUCUUGAAUGAAAUCCUUUCAGGGUCCAGUCAGAAUGGCUCUCUGGCUCUGAAGUCACCCUCAGCUCCUGUCACCUCAGCCAUGAGUGCCAUGGCGACCACCAUUGAGGCACGGCUGGGAAAACAGAUCAAUGUUAGCAAGAGAGGUACUAUAUACAUUGGAAAGAAGAGGGGGCGGAAGCCCAGAGCAGAAACACAAAGCUCCAUCCUUCUCAAAACUGCUAGGGACAAGACACCAAUGUCUAUAUCCUUGUCCAGUCUUUAUGAUAGUCCUGCAGUGCCUUCAACCACCUCAUCUCCCACUUCAAGUGCUCAAUGUCUAAGAGCCAACAUUGAUGCCACAAUGCCCAGUUUGCAGCCCAUCUCAGCCCUACCUUUAAAACCACCAAGCAGGAGCUUUCUCUCAGGGGGUUGGAAACUUUCUCCUCCUCGCCUUCUGGCUAAUUCCCCCUCUCACCUAUCAGAGGGGGCAUCAGUGAAAGAGGUGACCCUGUCCCCCAUCAGUGAGUCCCACAGUGAGGAGACAAUUCCCAGUGACAGUGGGAUUGGGACAGACAACAACAGCAUGUCAGAUCAAACUGAGAAGGGUCCUGCUUCUCGCCGCAGGUAUUCAUUUGACUUGUGUGGGUUUGAAUCUCCGGAGGCGGCAGCUCUGGAUGCAUCCAGCAGAAACAGCAGAACACGCUGUGAACGGCAAGUUACUGCUGUGGAUAACUACCUGUCACAGCAGGAAAAGAAGCAGAAGCAUCAUCGAAGAAAGAGGAAGUGCUUACAGAGCCAAGAUCACCUUCACUUUUUAUCUGAACUGGAAGAGGUUGUGGUAAAACUCCAGCAAUUACGAGUGUCUCACAGACAAUACACCUGCUACCCCCAGCAUCCGUAUCCUUCCAUUUUCCGACUCAACUUUCAUCAUUAUUACCCGAUUAGCUAUGACACUUACUCCUGUGAUGCGAGCUCUUACCUACGCCGGAGUGCCGAUCUGAAGGCUAAAAGAAGACGUGGCCGGCCAGCCAAAGCCAGCGAGCCAGUCACAUCAAAACUGCCAUUUGUUCAAGGAUACGGUUUUCCGCUGGGAGGGGGAAAUUACUAUGCAGCACCAUACGCAUUGCCUUACGCUCCUCCUCUGAAUCUGGGCUACUUCCCCCCAACUCCCCCAUUUUACCUGCCCCACCACUCACUUGGACCUGCACCUCCAUCUCCUUUUAUGAGGCCUGCUGUCCCUCCUCCUCCCAAGGCUUUCCACUCCAGUGGACUCUCAAAACUGCAGGCGGGGGCUAAGAUUCGCAACACUAGUGGUCCCCUCCAGAGGCCUACUGUAAGAGGAGAGGGGCUAGGAUCCCUGAGCACUGGUGGUGCAGGUGGGCUUGCAGGGGUCCGUCUUCAUAAGAGAAAGCACAAGCAUAAACAUAAGCACAAAGACGAACCCCUUCUUUCUCCACGAGACCGGCAGGCGUUAGGUGGACUUUUCAGUGGAGCUAAGACCAACGUCCGUUUUGGCAUGCUUAGCGACAGGAGAGAUUUGGGCAGUCAGGGUUCUUCAAGGCAUUUGGAGAAGCAGAAGAGCAAUGCUAGAAGCGCUAACCUGGGAUCCAGUCUGGGGAUUUUCCAGUCGGACCAACUGUCUACACACUCUCUAGCUGAGAGUCAGUUUCACUCCCAUCAAGCUGCACAGCCUGUAAAGAGCUUCAUGAGCAGCUACAGCAGCCAGUCACAGCGACCGGAGUCGACCUCUGACCUCUUUUCUGGGUUACAAGAUGACGAGUGUGUUGAGAGGAGCAGAAGGACAAAGCUCACUGUCUUUGGAGAUCAGAGCUUAAUGUCAUUUCAAACGGCCAGGCAGGAACCAGAGCAGAUUCAAAAGUGUUCCAGUUCCUCGCUCACUGGUGCUACCAGUAAGCGGAGGUAUAAACGCCGCGAGGUGGAACAAAUCCAGAAGGACGUCAGGAGGAUGCAUUCUUUGAACUUUGAUCACGUGCAGAAGAUCCUUCAUGCCAAGCGUCUACAGCGACAAGCCAAAACAGGAAAUAACGUCAUCAAACGGCGGCCUGGACGGCCCCGAAAACAACCUGUAGAGGAGUCAAAGCCGGCCAAUGUUAGGGAAGAAAACUGGGCUGAUGGUCGAGGUUUGGACACGAUGGCCAACUGGAGGAGUGACGGGAGGACUUUGGGGAUGCCCAUCCUGGAGAGGUGUGAUAACCUGUCAGCAAUCCAGAGCCUCAGGCCGAGCUUAACCCUUGAGACUCAGGAGCACUCCGGUCAUGAUUCCAUCUCAGCAGCUAUUGAGAACGUGGUGCAUCAGGCACGAUCUGUACCACCACUGGCUAAAGAGGCCAAACGCAGAAGCAGGGGUCACAGCAGGGACGAACUAUGGUCUCCCACCAGCCAAUAACACUGAACAGAAAGCAGUUAACAGAGUCAGUGCUGACUCAAGCCUAUCGGAUGCCGUUCCCUUCAGUUUGGGACUAUUGAUGCACUUUGACUGCUUUCUCCUCUCUGAUGGCAAGGAUCACCGUGGACAGAGUGGUAGUACUGGGGAGCAGGAAAAAGACCCCCCCAACCAGAACCCAACAAGACAUGGGCCUUUCAAAGAUGUAUUGGACCUUCAUUUACAAUGGCACUAUAUGGUACAAUUUGAUACCGAAUUUGAUGCUAUAAAAGUGUGUGGUACUUAUGAUAGUGUAGGAUUUUAUGUGAUUCUUUAUGUAUCUGAUACAGUGAUGUGUAUGGUACUUUAUGAUACAGUAUCUGAAUGUGGCAUUGGCCAUAUAUUUACCAGCAAGGAGAGGGGUGAAUGGUUAUAUAAACUGUGCAGCUCUGUUUAUUUUUUGCCUUUCUGAGGUUGUUUGUCAAAGACAUGUGGGAUAAUACAUCAGUAAAUAAGCCACCUGUGUUUUUCCAGUACCUUUCAAAUUCUCUUGGAAGUAACUUAUACUUCCCGGCAGCUCCUCC